AUGCGGGCUCUGGAGAUACAAUCUCACAACAAUCUACUUAACGAAAGAGGCGCAUCUGAGCGUCUUCAGCUGCUUAGCCGGAAAGAUGCUGUAUCAUUAAUCGAACGCAUCGCUCGAGGGGUAAUCGAAUCAUCGAGGAUUCCAGCAGGAGAAAUAAUGGGAUGGAAUAAUCACCAGGGUAAAUUGAGGUAUUGUUAUCCGAAACCUGUGCUACUUCACCACAAGACGUAUUAUAACGCUCAGCACGAACAAUCUGAGUUGUUACUUGCGUAA
Messenger RNA from Paraglomus occultum, 273 nucleotides. The record is from the annotation of a GenBank genome assembly. NCBI's taxonomy places the organism in Eukaryota, Fungi, Glomeromycota, Glomeromycetes, Paraglomerales, Paraglomeraceae.